ACUUAAAUUAUCAACUUUGUGAUAAUUUCAUUCUUAAAUAGUUUACUUUUUGUCUAUAUUAGAGGUACCACCACUUUGGAAUAGUAAUACAUGCCCACAUUUGUCUUUUCCACUUUGGCACUUUGAUGACAUGAUGACUGACAAGAAUAUCAGCACGUGCUGUAACUUUUGUUUAACCUUUUCAAGAUCAUGAAGUUGAUAUGAUGUGUUAUUAUGUUGACUCUGUAAUAGUAGUAUCACAUUGAAAAUGAUUCUGCUAGUCUUGAUUUUUUUACAUAUGGUGUGAUAUGAACUUUAAGUUUUUUUAGUAUUCUGAGACUUUGAGCUUUAGAGCAUUUAGCAUUUGGUUUUUCUCGUUUUCAAUGAUUAUAUACCUACCAACUUACUAAUGUUUUGUCUCUUUUGACUAGGUGUGGAUUAUAAGAAUUCAUUAGAAGAGAUUUAAUCCUCCAAAAAGAAAAUGUAUUUGACCCAGAAAACAUUAAUAACAUAGUUUAGAUAAUAUUGUGUAAGGAUUUUAUGUCACAUAGGCUUAACAACCCACAGUCACAACAAAUGGAGGCUCCACUGAGCCUUCUCAUGCAAGAGUACUCUAGAAAUUGCCUAACAUCCAUGUCAGAUGCUGUAAGGUUGCCAACUUAAUAAUAAUCAUGAUACCACGUAGGACUGCAUGUUUUUUCAAAAUAUUUUAUCUCCCUCCAGUAGUAUAAAUAGACAUGGAAGUUGUUCUAUUGUCAUUCAGUUCUGCGUAAACCAUUUCCUCAUUUCCAAGUAUUACCAAUAAGGAUUUGGCGUGCAGGAUGACAAUUUUACUCAUGUUGGUUCUUGUUUCUGCAAUAGCUUUGAAGCCUGGGGUUAGUGUUAGGCAUUCACCUUUGAUUGAUUACGAGCGAGUGAAUUCAUUAAACAAUGAUCACCUUGUAACGAACUUGCCUGGCCAACCAGCUGUGAGUUUUAGGCAGUAUGCUGGUUAUCUAACGGUGGAUGAAAAGAAUGGAAGGGCACUCUUCUAUUGGUUUUAUGAGUCCACAAGUCACCCUGAUGAAAAGCCUCUAGUGCUGUGGCUUAAUGGAGGUCCUGGUUGCUCUUCUGUGGGAUAUGGAGCAACACAAGAGAUUGGCCCUUUCUUAGUGGACAAUGAGGGACAUGGACUUAAAUAUAAUCCAUUCUCAUGGAAUAGAGAGGCCAACGUGUUAUUCCUCGAAUCACCGGCUGGAGUUGGUUUUUCGUACUCAAAAACCUCGAGUGAUUAUGAUUCUUUAGGCGAUGAUUUUACUGCAAAUGAUGCUUAUGCUUUUCUGCAUAAAUGGCUUCUCAAGUUUCCAUCGUACAGAACACGGCCAUUUUAUAUUGCAGGGGAGAGCUAUGCAGGAAAAUAUGUACCAGAGCUUGCUGAGCUAAUACAUGACAAGAACAAUGAUCCUUUCCUCCAUAUUGAUCUCAGGGGUAUUCUGAUGGGUAAUCCUGAAACAAGUGAUGCUGAGGACUGGGCAGGUAUGGUGGAUUACGCUUGGAGCCAUGCUGUUAUAUCGGAUGAAACUCAUAGGUUAAUUGGAAAAAGCUGCGACUUCAACAGUAAUGAUACAUGGAGUAAUGAUGACUGUAAUGAAGCUAUUGAAGAGUUAUUCAGACAGUAUAAGGAGAUAGAUAUUUACAGUCUUUACACUUCAGUUUGUAUUGGUGAUUCAGCAAGUUCGGAUGAUAGAUAUAUGCAGGUCAAGUUCACUCGUACAUCUACAAUGAUGCCACGGAUUAUGGGUGGUUAUGAUCCAUGCCUGGAUAAUUAUGCAAGAGCUUUCUAUAAUAGACCUGAUGUUCAAAAGGCCCUCCAUGUCAGCGACGGUCUCAGGCUCAAGAACUGGACCAUCUGCAAUGAUAAAAUAUUCAACGACUGGAAUUAUUCAAAGCAAUCUGUUCUUCCUAUCUAUAAGAAGCUGAUCGCGGCCGGACUUAAAAUAUGGGUCUACAGUGGAGAUACAGAUGGAAGAGUUCCUGUACUAUCAACAGAAUACAGUUUAGCUGCUUUGGGGCUGCCUAUCACUAAAUCGUGGAGGCCCUGGUACCACCAAAAAGAGGUGAGUGGUUGGUUUCAAGAAUACCAAGGACUUAUGUUUGCAACAUUUAGAGGAGCUGGGCAUGCUGUGCCUAUCUUCAAACCAAGUGAAUCACUUGCAUUUUUCUCAGCUUUUCUUCUGGGCGAAUCUCCGCCUGCUUCGCGGCAACUGUAAGCAAUGGAUUUGAUGCAUGAUUUUGCUCCUAGUGGUCUAGUUGUAUGUUUUAGGUAGCACAAAACAAUUAGGAUUACUAAAAUAAGAAGAAGAAAAAUCUAUGAAAUUGUAGACUUGGACAAGUUUUUGUGCAACAUACAAGAACUAUAUAUGAGAAAAUGGUCCUUUCAUAUUGGCCAAAUAUUAACAUA
Molecule: messenger RNA, 2419 nt
Organism: Mercurialis annua (annual mercury)
Lineage: Eukaryota; Viridiplantae; Streptophyta; Magnoliopsida; Malpighiales; Euphorbiaceae
Product: serine carboxypeptidase-like 31
Exons: 10
Coding region: 801-2228 (475 amino acids)
Biological process (GO): proteolysis
Cellular component (GO): vacuole
Molecular function (GO): serine-type carboxypeptidase activity
Source: RefSeq, a predicted model, not a curated record